Messenger RNA from Fonsecaea erecta, 969 nucleotides. RefSeq lists its product as hypothetical. The record is from RefSeq and is a predicted model, not a curated record. Bases 1 to 969 code for a protein of 322 amino acids. Lineage: Eukaryota; Fungi; Ascomycota; Eurotiomycetes; Chaetothyriales; Herpotrichiellaceae. The transcript has a single exon. Gene Ontology annotation, molecular function: oxidoreductase activity.
AUGAUCACUCGUGAGCCCGAGUCUACUCUGACCUUCACUCCUCUGGCCAGGACCUUCGGUGCCGAAGUCCACGGCGUUGACUUCUCAAAGACUGUGUCGAAGGAGACGGCGGCCGAGAUCCGCGAGGCGUGCAACAAGUAUGGGGUGCUGGUAUUCCGCGGCGCCAAUCUCGACAAUGACCGGCAGAUUGAAUUCACCGCCAACUUCGGCGAGAUGUAUGACGUGAAAGCACACAUGAAGGCCGGUCGCCGGAUGCGAUUCCCAACCCAGCCCGAGAUCUUCGACGUGUCCAACCUGGACGAGAACGGCAACGUGCUCACGGAGCUGGAGCCGGCACGCGUCGGGGCGAACAAGGGCAACUGCCUGUGGCACGCCGACAUGGCCUACAAUCCCCGCCGUGCACACUACUCGCUCCUCCGCGCUGUCGAGCUGCCUCCCAAGGGCACCGGAGGCGCGACGCAGUACCUCGACUCCCGCACCGCGUACGAUGACCUCUCGGAAGAGAUGAAGCGCCGCAUCGAGCCACUGGUGUGCAACAACUCGCUCUACCACAACCGCAAACUGGCUGCCCCCGACACGUUUGCCGACUUCGAGCCGGCGGACAUGCCCAUGGCGCGGCACAAACUGGCCCAGGUGCAUGAAGAGUCGGGGCGAAUGAACCUGUACAUCACCACCUAUGCACAUCACUUCGAUGGGGAGACGAUUGAACAGAGCAGACCCCUGGUGAACGAGUUACUCGACCACGUCUCGCAGGACAAAUACCUGCUGACCGUGGAGUGGGAGAACAACGGCGACAUGGUCAUGUGGGACAACACGGCGGUGCUGCACCGUGCUACCCCCGGAGGAGCGUACACGACGAAAUAUAAGCGAGACAUGCGUCGAACGUCGACCAAAGACAGCAGCUCGUAUGGAUGGGGCGUGGAUCGCAAUGCCACCUGGGAGGCUGGUCUCCGGACAACAAAAGAAUGA